This is a messenger RNA of Osmerus eperlanus (European smelt), 4949 nucleotides long. Its product is annotated as cyclin-dependent kinase-like 5. The record is from RefSeq and is a predicted model, not a curated record. Gene Ontology annotation, biological process: protein phosphorylation; positive regulation of axon extension; regulation of dendrite development. Gene Ontology annotation, cellular component: dendrite cytoplasm; nucleus. Gene Ontology annotation, molecular function: protein kinase activity; ATP binding. NCBI's taxonomy places the organism in Eukaryota, Metazoa, Chordata, Actinopteri, Osmeriformes, Osmeridae.
UGCCUAGUGGGUUGUCGACCAAAGGAGUCUGGUUACUGUUGCUGCUGCCAUGCAAAUACCUAUCCUUGAUGGUGGUGGAUGUAAGUGGGUCCAAUUCUACCACGAAGUGAGGGGGAAGUAUUGAAUGGAGCAUGUGGUGCAUGCCGUGCUGCACAGCCAGCGAAGCCCUUCCAGGAGCCCACAGCUGGCCGCCACAAACCACCUCCUGUCUGGGAGCCUUAUUCCUCUGAGCCACUCAGACCUAACCCCGACAGGCUUGUAACUUCAUGAAGAUUCCUUACAUCGGUGAUGUAAUGAAUAAAUUUGAAGUCCUUGGGAUUGUGGGUGAAGGUGCCUAUGGCGUGGUCCUGAAGUGUAGACACAAGGAGACUAAUGAAAUUGUGGCCAUUAAGAAGUUCAAGGACAGUGAAGAGAAUGAGGAGGUUAAGGAGACCACCCUGCGCGAGCUCAAGAUGCUCCGCACCCUCAAGCAGGAGAACAUCGUGGAGCUGAAGGAGGCCUUCCGCCGGAGAGGGAAGCUCUACCUGGUCUUUGAGUAUGUAGAGAAGAAUAUGCUGGAGCUGCUGGAGGAGUUACCCAAUGGCGUGCCACCGGAAAAAGUGCGAAACUACAUCAACCAGCUAAUCAAAGCAAUUCACUGGUGCCAUAAGAAUGACAUUGUUCACAGGGAUAUCAAGCCAGAGAACCUGCUCAUCAGCGCUGAGGACGUGUUGAAGCUGUGUGAUUUUGGCUUUGCCCGCAAUCUCUCGGAGGGGAACGAUGCCAACUAUACGGAGUACGUGGCGACGAGAUGGUACCGCUCUCCAGAGCUGCUGCUAGGCGCCCCCUAUGGGAAGGCAGUGGACAUGUGGUCGGUGGGCUGUAUCCUGGGGGAGCUGAGUGAUGGACAGCCAUUGUUCCCAGGAGAGAGUGAGAUCGACCAGCUCUUCACCAUCCAGAAGGUCCUGGGCCCUCUGCCCCCUGAGCAGAUGAAGCUGUUCUACAACAACCCUCGCUUCCACGGGCUGAGGUUUCCUGCCGUGAACCACCCGCAGACCCUGGAGAGGAGGUACCUGGGCAUCAUUAGUGGAGCGCUGCUCGACCUCAUGAAGAACCUGCUGCUGCUGAGUCCGACGGAGCGCUUCCUGACGGAGCAGAGUCUGAACCACCACGCCUUCCAGACCCAGCGCCUGGUGGAGCGCCCCGCCCCGUCCACGCCCACGCCCGCCCGCUCCUCCAAGAGGAAACCUCACCACGGGGACAACGCCGCCCCCAGCAGAAGUCACGGCGGGGGGAAGAGCUCGGGCCACCCCCGCUCCAGCAGCAGGGACUGCUCCAGCCUGCCCCGCCACGAGGACCUCCAGCCCAGCCCCGAGGGCUGCCUCAACGGCAACGUGCCGGCCAGCCUCAGCCCCACCCUGCACCCCAAGAACUACCCGCCCCAGCCCCUCAACCGCUCGGCCUCCUGCGGCAAAGACCUGGCCAACAACAACCUGCCGCACCUGCUCAGCCCCAAGGAGGCACACACCGUGGGGGGCGACUUCGACUUCAGCCCGGGGCCCAAGGGCUCAGACGGCCCCGGGGCCAAGUACCUCAAGUCCAACUCGCGGCCGCAGCAGAGCCGCCACUCGUCGUUCGCGGAGGGCAAGAACAACACGCUGCAGUCCAGCGACAAGCACGGGCGCCACGGCUACCUGGACUCCUCCCACGGCUCCUCCGGCCCCUCGUCCUCCAAGAGCCCCGCCUACCUGAAUCUGUCCAAGAGCCACGGCACGCUCAGCGACGCCAAGUCCGUGGGCAACCUGAGCGAGCCGCGGCUGCUGGGGGACGAGCCGCCGUCGCGCUACUUCCCCACCAGCUGCCUGGACCUCAACGCCCCGGGCAGCCCCGCGGCGCGCCACGGCGAGCGCCAGGGCCACAGCCCGGCGGGGCGAGGCGGCGGCGGCCCGCGCCCAGAGAGAGACAGCAACACCCUGGACUCCUCCUCCCGCCGCGCCUCCUCCCGCCACAAGGCCUCCGAGGAGGCGCCGGAGGAGGCGGGGGGAGGCGGGCACGCCCACGCCCUGGCUGCCCCACACGACGCCCUGGCCUACGGCCUGGGCUACACCUCGCCGUUCUCCUCGCAGCAGCGGCCGCACCGCCACUCCAUGUACGUGAGGCGGGACAGGCAGAGGACUCACGGGAACGAGGUGGGGCUGGCGGUGGGCCAGGGCAUGCCGGCCAGGACCAGCAGCCUGCAGAUGCUCUCCCCCCAGCUGCAGCACCGCACGCUGCCCCGCCACUCCGGGGGGUCCUCCCGGGAGGAGGACCUGAGCAGGCAGAGCGAGCAGGGGCCCAAGGAGGGGAGCCACGGCCGGCCCCCGAUCAGAGACUCCACCCGGGACAACACGGCCUCCUUUCACAUACAGCGACAAAAGAGCGAGGUGGGCAUGUACCACGAGCAGCACGGCGAGGACGGCGGCUCGUCGAAGGAGAACCGCAUCAUCUACAGCGAGUCCAUGCCCAGGAGGGUGGGCAGCUUCUACCGAGUGCCCUCUCCUCGGCCAGACAACUUCCACGAAGGCGGCGGGCAGAGCAGGGGAUCAGGGGUGGCGGGGGACGGUGGCACCAACCACUCCAAGCGCCAGCCGGCCUUUGACCCCUGGGCAGGACCCGAGACUGUGGUGAUGAACCCUGUCGAGCCCUCCAAGGAGAAGGAGAAGCAGGGAUUCUUCAGAGGAAUAAAGAAGAAAAAGAAAAAGUCCCAAACGACGGCGCUCCCGGAUGGACGGACCCCCGUCAUCAAGACUUGUCUAUUCCCUCUGUUUAGCUCAAAGCCUAGCGUAAAGCGUAGCUCCAGUGUGAGGCUGCUCCCAGUAGUCUCCUCCCCCAUGGUCCCCAGUGACGGAGUAGAUCACAUGGCCGUACAGAAGUCCUCCAGGUCCUCUGGCCAUAGCAGCCGCCACAAGAACCGGGACAAGAGCCGCGAUCGCGAUAAGAGCCACGAUCGGGAAAAGAGCCGCGAUCGCGAUAAAAGUCGUGAUCGCGAUAAAAGCCGUGAUCGCGAUAAAAGCCGUGAUCGCGAUAAAAGCCGCGAUCGGGACAAGAGCCGUGAUCGGGACAAGAGCCGGGACAGAGACCAGGACGACUGGCUUCCAGAAAAACUGACAGAUUCUCAUUCUCAGAGCCAGCCCCUCAAGUCUCUGCGCAAGCUCCUGCACCUCUCCUCCUCGUCCUCCAACCAGACCACCCCAUCUGACAUGCGCUUCCAGCCUCUCCCCAACCCGGCCUCUGCUAAAGGUGGCUUCAGCGAUGGCAGGGGCCACCCGGGACUCAGCACCCCCCAGCUGAAGAGCCGGCAGGCGGCCUACCCCCUGCCAGGACAGCUGGAGUCCAGCUGGCAUGCGUCAGCCUUGAGCCGGGCGGAGGGGAACCCCUACCCAGAACAAAUGGGUGGCAAGGGAGGGCAAAACGGGCACGGCUUCGGACGAGCCUCCCGCUCGCGGAUGCCAAACCUCAAUGACCUGAAAGAGACUGCACUGUAGUGCUUCACUCUACCCACACACUCAUCCCCCAACCACGCCCCACCUUCUGGCCCUGGCAGACCCCUACUGCCACACGUCCUGCAUUUAUUUUUUAAUUGUAUUUCCUUUCUUUCUUUUCAAAGCUUCCAUGUUUGAUAGAAUUUGUAAUAUUAUCUAUGGUAAUGCUGAAUAUAGUUUUUUGUUAUAAAUUACAAAUAUAUAAAUGAAUAAUAUAUAUCAAUAUAUAAAUAUAUGGCUAUUUAAAAUGUAAGAGUUCCGGCUAUUUAAAUGUAAGAGUUUUAGUUUAUACUCAAUAAGUAUAUAUUACAUGGUAUCGCGUAGUAUUUACAUACAUUUCCUUAAAAUUAUCUAAAGUUGUCUCACUGAUUAAGUUAAGAGUUUAUUCAUUGUUGGUCUGUCAUGUCCUAUUACUUUUUACUGUGUUUUCAAUACCUGAUGUAUGAUCUGGGCCAUCUGCCUCCAGUUGGCCCAAGUCACACUGGUUAGAGAUGUCAACAUGCAGCUCACUUGAUCAGUUUCACCAUUUUUCAAAUCAGUUCUCUUUUAAAUCCAUUGCUGUAUUUUAUGUGAGUUGACAAUCAAAACUUGUGUUUUGCAUGUGCUUUAAAAGAAGAAUGCAAUACCGGCGGAGGAACUUGAUAUUUGAUAGAAUCGCCAACGUCGCCCCCUGCAGGACAUAAGAAACUGCACCUAAUAAAUACACCAGAACUUAACACUGGAAGGAUAGUAAGGAUAGUAUGGAACUUUGUAAUAACGAUAUACAAAUACAAUUUAGCAUUUAACUUUGUUAUAUUCAGGUUAAGUACAUAUGCACAAGGCAUUGUGAUGUAUUCCAGUAAACUGUCUAUUGAAGUGUUCUGAAGUAUAAUUAUAAUCAUCAUAACCUGCAGGUGAAGAGCCUCUGCACCCCAGCUUUGAAUAUCACCAAGAGCGCAUUGUUGUCUGUAAAAUGCUGUUGUCAUUGUUGCACUACCACAAUAAUACUAACAAAAGUUUCAACUGCAAGGUUAUGACUUUAACAAUAGCUAUUGUAAAAUACAUUGAGAGAAAAGCGUAUACUAGGUUUAAUGUCGUAAGGUUGAGCUAAGACUACAUUUAGACUAUUGGUACUAAAAUGCAUAUGAGCAGUUUGUGAAUAUCUUUCAAACAAGUUAAUAAUGAUUCAUUAGGAAAAACGGUUCUCUAGACUUCCUUAUUCUAUGGUCAGCACAUGUUAUUCAACCAAACUUAAGUUUAUAAGGUAGUUCCGUUUUUAUGUAAAAUUAUAUAAUAUUUUUUAAUAAUUCAAUCAUUUCAUUUGUGGCCGAGGACAGAUAUUGGCUUGUGCUGUGCUGUGUACGUCAGCUUAGAGUAAGCUAUCACCUGUAGCUCAUAGCUCUCAGAGUGAGGUGAUACAGCACAGAUCAAACCUCUUCCUACACAUCUAAUGUUACAGGACAUCUUAAG